AUGGCUCUCCUUUCCCCCGGCGGACUAUCUUCCCGACAUACUUCGAUGCUCGAUGUCCCCGAGGUCCUGGAACGGGUUCUAACAUUCCUAAACCUACAGGACAAGCUCUCAACGCGACUUGUCUGCAAACAGUGGUAUGCGGCUAGCAGGCGACUCCUUAGAGUUCAGACGGUCUGGCAGGAGAACCCUGUCCCAGCUAAUCAGUACCAUGUCCUUCGAGGUCUUGGUGGGAUCGAUUCGUUGACCUAUUCGUUGAGGCAGAGGGACUAUGAUAAUACGCCCAACGUUCAGGUUGCGUGGAGUCGGCUCAAAGACCGUGUCGAGACCGGACAGACGGCGUGUCUUCAAUCUUUGACGAUCAGCGGACCUGUCAACAUACAGAUGCGGAUUGCACCAUUGCUCCCUUACAUGGCAUCCUUGACCGCCCUCCACCUGCAGUCUGUCGGUCCUUCAAGUUACACUAUUACCCUCCUUCUCGAUAACUGCCCUCAAUUACGGACCCUCGAUAUCCAUUCAGGGUCGUCACUGCGUCCUCGACGAGUUCAAGUACUGGAAGCUGGCGAGCUGCAAGGUCCAUACAAGCUCAACACGCUGUCAAUCUACAUGGUGUGCAUUGCUCAGAAUUCAAUCGAAACCACCGUCGCCAACUGUCCUGCACUUAAGUCCCUAUCGCUCAUCGACCUCAUUGAUCCGCCGCUGCCCAUCCCUGGAUCUAAUACGACAACAGCAUCAUCAACAGAACUGACAACGACAACGACGUUAACAGCAGUAGCAAGGUCUGACAAGGAGCGACUGAUAACAACCAUUGGCGAGUCAUGCCCGAACCUCAGACACUUUCACUGCUCGGCCAAUCAAGGACACCGAGCCAUGGUCUCGCCAAUGUCACUCUUCACCAACCUACGAUCCUUGGGCCUCCCAGCACAAACCAUCUGCCCCGAGCUCGUCACCAUCAUCCAGGGCUACACCAGUAUGCUGACAUCGUUGACAAUCGAGGGAGUUUCCGAUAACAACGCGGGGCUUUCCGAGAGUCUCCAUCGGUAUCUCUGCAGCGCUGCAGCACAGAACCUGAAGCAAUUGGACGCACCCUAUGUCAACCUGGACGAUCGGCUCUUGAACCUCAAAGUCACCAUUCCCCCGAUGCCCGUCACUCCCCUUACGGCUAUCAAUCCCCCCCUCCCGACGACAACGUUUACCCCCGACAAAAUUUGGGCCUGCCGUGACCUCAUCUCGCUGAACAUCUCCUUCGACACCCAGAACAAUGCGGCCCGCAACCUUGCCGAGUCCUCAAGGAUCAUUUUCGGAUAUCUUUCCCAAGUCUGCCCACGACUUCAGCACCUCAAGAUCUGUCGAGAUGCCAUUGACUGUUCGUUGGAUGGCGGGCUCUGUCUCCUUAGUGAGCUAGACGAUCUCAGGACACUGGAAAUCAAGACCACGACCUUGACCAUCCUGAACCUCUGGGACUUUGGAUGGAUGGACAACGAACCGACAGUCUUGCAACGCCUCGUCGACAAGUUGUCUUUGAACGACUCGCGUGUCCAGAGGAGUUUCCGGUCUCGCUAUGAAUGGCUCGGUUGCAGGGAUUGCAGGCAUGUCGAUCAGCAGCGCCUAGAGCUCCUGGGCCUGAUCCCUUCUCCAUCCACUCUAUCAUCUCCCUCUACUACAUCUUUGAACACCCCCGCCGCUUCCCGACCUGCAGCCAACCCGACCCAGAACCAGAACCAGAGUCAACACCAACAUCACCAAAGAACCCUUUCAAACGGCUCAAGAUCAAGCAACAGGAGCAGCUACCACCACCACAGUCGAUCACGCAGCUACAGCGGCCGAAUGGAGCCCGUCAACAAUCCAGUUCGAUGGCCUCGCCUGGAAAGACUAACUAUCCGCCAAACGAACGAUCGUCGGAACCAGACACAAAACAUUCAUGGGUUUAUCAAGAAGAUGCGGCCGGAUCUUGCUUUCGACUUGUAG
Molecule: messenger RNA, 1965 nt
Organism: Linnemannia hyalina
Lineage: Eukaryota; Fungi; Mortierellomycota; Mortierellomycetes; Mortierellales; Mortierellaceae
Source: the annotation of a GenBank genome assembly